UCCAAAUACGAAAGGAAAGGAUCAAAGGAAAUUAGCGGGAUUUUCCCAGCACCCAAACAGCACGUCAAGGCAUUUUGGUCAUUUGAAAACAAUCCCUUCGCACAAUCAUUUCAGUGGUCCAAGCCUUUUAUAAUAACUUUCCUACUCGGUUUCCCAUUUUCUGGUCCAGCACGGACAAGGAAAAGGGAGAAAGUGAGAGAAACCCCAAUACAGAGGCUCCUCCUUUUUUGAUUUGUUCAUCUAAUAAAUUUUCCUCCGAUCCAAUCACUCCGCCGUCAAACUUCGGCCGUAUCGGGCUAAUUCUAGUUUUCGAAUAAGGCGAAUUGUUGCGAAUUAGGGCUGAGCUUCGAGAAUGUUCUUCUCCGGAGAUUCGUCGACUAGGAAGCGAGUCGAUUUAGGCGGUCGAAGUUCGAAGGAAAGGGAUAGGCAAAAGCUUCUGGAGCAGACGCGGUUGGAGCGGAACCGGCGAUGGUGGUUGCGUCAGCAAAACUCCGCCGCACUCAGGAUUCAGAAAUGCUUCAGAGGUAGAAAGGCUGUGGAAGCUGAACACGCAAAGGUGCGGGAACAGUUCUUUACAACUUAUGGAAGGCACUGUCAAAAUGUAGACAGGCAUUCUUUUGGUCCAGACUCAGAGUUCCUCCGCCAGUUACUCUUUUUCUUUGAUGCACGAAAUGUUGGUGAUUUUUCAGCUCUCGUGGAGACAUGUCGACUACUUCAGAAUUUUGUUCGAGAUAGCGGGGAUGCUGUGAACCUGUUUGCAGGCAUGGAUUAUUCAUCCAAGAAUGCUCUGGUUGAUUACAGGGUGAAGCAACUUGCAUAUGCUUGUAUCCAGGCUGUUCAUCAGAAUAGGAAUCAAUUCAAGGGGCAACUUUUGAUGACAUCUGAUGAGCCCAGUUCACCUACAAUUCUAUUGCUAGAGGCAGUAGUUAUGUUAUUAGAUUCAAAACUUCCAUGGGUUUGUAAGAUAGUUGGCCAUCUCUUGCAGAGAAAUACAUACUCCCUCUUGAGAGAGAUUGUACUUACUGCAAAGGAAAGUGUGGAAACUUAUUCCACUGGGAGAGUACCUUCACUGGAAUGUCUGCUUACCAUUCUUAUUUCUCACGUUGGUCAGAACCACUGUAUCUGUCCAAUUAUAGAUCCACGGUGGAGUUUCUCAUCUCAGAUUCUAACAAUUCCUUUCUUGUGGGCGCUUUUCCCAUACUUAAAAGAGGUUUUUAUGAGACGGGGCUUGAGCGAACAUUACAUCCAUCAGAUGGCAUUGUGUGUGCAAAAUCAUACUAAUGUUCUACCUGAUGAUAUCUCAGCCGAUUUUCCAGGUUAUGCAUGUCUUCUUGGAAAUAUAUUGGAAACUGCUUCAGUGUUCUUUUCUCAGCCUGACUGCUCAUUGGACAUGGCUAUAGACAUUGCAGCUGUCAUGACAUUUUUGUUACAGGCACUUCCUCCAAUGAAAUCAUCAAAUAGAGAAAGUAAAGAAAAUUCCUCAGGAGGUGAGGAUGAAAUGGCUGUGGGUGAUGAAAUAAUGGAAAAAGUUGUGAGCAGGGAUUUGGAACAACAAAUAUCCAAUGCAAUAGAUCCGCGUUUUCUUCUGCAACUGACAAAUGCUCUAUUUGGAGGGAUUUCACUCAUCAAUCAUUUGUGUGAAGAAGGGCCAGAUGAUAGAGAGGUGGCAGCUAUUGGUGCUGCUUGUGCUUUUCUGCAUGUUACUUUCAACAUUUUACCUCUUGAGCGUAUUAUGACCGUACUAGCUUACAGAACUGAACUUGUUCCACUGCUUUGGAAAUUUAUAAAGCGAUGCCAUGAGAACCAAAAAUGGUCAUCUUUGUCGGAGCAGUUAGCUUAUCUGUCAGGAGAUAUGCCUGGAUGGCAAUUACCUCUAGCUGUUUUCUGCCCUGUGUAUAAGCACAUGCUUACAAUAGUUGACAAUGAAGAAUUCUAUGAGCAGGAGAAACCACUAUCACUGUCGGAUAUCAGAUGCUUAAUUGUUAUUUUGAGACAGGCCUUAUGGCAGCUCCUAUGGGUGAAUCCUGCCAUGCCCCCUAACCUAAUGAAACCUGCCCCUGAGGUCACCUCUCAUAGGGGGCACCCCAUAGAAUUCACUCAACAGAGGGUUAGCAUUGUAACUGCUGAGCUACUCUCUCAGUUGCAAGAUUGGAACAAUAGGAGGCAAUUUGCACCUCCCAGUUACUUUCAUGCUGAUGCUGUCAAUGAGUAUUUUAUUUCUCAGGCUGUGAUAGAAAACACCAGAGCAUAUACUAUAUUGAAACAAGCUCCAUUCUUGGUGCCAUUUACAAGCAGAGUUAAAAUAUUUACUUCACAGUUAGCAGCAGCAAGGCAAAGGGAUGGGUCUCAUUCUGUUUUUACUAGAAACCGAUUUAGAAUUCGGCGGGAUCAUAUCCUUGAAGAUGCUUUUAAUCAAUUGAGUGUGUUGUCUGAAGAUGAUCUUCGAGGAUUGAUCCGAAUAUCAUUUGUCAAUGAAUUUGGAGUUGAGGAGGCUGGUAUUGAUGGUGGUGGGAUUUUCAAGGAUUUCAUGGAAAACAUUACACGAGCAGCUUUUGACGUGCAGUAUGGGUUGUUUAAGGAAACAGCUGAUCACCUACUCUACCCAAAUCCUGGGUCAGGAAUGAUACACGAACAGCAUCUCCAGUUUUUCCAUUUUCUUGGAACUGUUCUUGGGAAGGCCAUGUUUGAAGGGAUUCUUGUGGAUAUACCAUUUGCAACAUUCUUUUUGAGCAAAUUAAAACAAAAGCACAACUAUUUGAAUGAUUUGCCUUCAUUGGACCCAGAAUUAUACCGCCACCUUAUUUUCUUAAAGCAUUUUGAAGGUGACUUAUCAGAAUUGGAACUUUAUUUUGUUAUUGUAAAUAAUGAAUACGGGGAACAAACAGAGGAGGAGCUGCUUCCUGGAGGAAAAAAUAUCCGUGUUACUAAUGAGAAUGUCAUCACAUUUAUUCAUCUUAUAGCAAACCAUCGUUUGAAUUUUCAGAUACGUCAGCAAAGUACUCAUUUCUUGAGGGGUUUUCAGCAACUUAUACAAAGAGAUUGGAUUGAAAUGUUUGAUGAGCAUGAACUUCAGCUUCUGAUAUCAGGUUCACUUGAUGGCUUGGAUGUUGAUGACCUACGAUCUAAUACCAAUUAUGCUGGUGGCUAUCAUAGUGAACACUAUGUCAUUGAGACGUUCUGGGAAGUUCUCAAAAGUUUUACCUUGGAAAAUCAGAUGAAGUUUCUAAAGUUUGUGACCGGGUGCUCUCGAGGCCCACUGCUUGGAUUCAAAUACCUUGAGCCUUUAUUUUGCAUACAAAGGGCUGCUGGUAGUGCUUCUGAAGAAGCUCUUGACCGGUUACCAACAUCUGCUACUUGCAUGAAUCUCUUAAAGCUUCCACCAUACAGAAGGUUUGUCUCACUAUCCUCUGCACAGCUGAAACAAGUUCUUAUGCCAAAGCCUAACAUGGAAAAAAAAAUUAUAAAAGAAAAAAGAUCAGUAAUAGAUGAGCUUGCAUAGCACGACCUAUGUUAGGAUAUCUGUGAGUUAAGUCAUGCAGGUGGAAAUUGCUGUUGAUUAACAGGAUACGGGCACACAAUGUGGGCUCUUUAUGGAAUUUUGUUGGUUAACCAUCAAGUUCACUGGAUAAGUGCAAUGAGCUUUAGGAUAUUCAAACGAAUUCAGAUUGUUGCAGCCAUGAUAUGUUUUAUUUUGAAUGGAAAUAUCCCACAAGAAACCACUUAAAGAGAAGGAAAAAGCAGCUCACUUGACAAAAUUAUUUUUGUUAUACUAAGCAUCAUAGAACAUGCCAAAUCAUGUUACUGGGUAAAUUUUACAGGAUGACUCUUCUCUAUUCACCUCUAGAGCUUGGUUUAUUCACCAGUAUUCAAACACAACAUCCCACAUCUAGCCAAAAAACAGACUAGAUGUGGGUACACUUUCCUGAGAAACCUAAGGCAGCUCAAAUCGCCAAGUAGCCAACUUUUAUAGGAACAGAGUUCUAAAAUACUAGUUAGACAAAAUUAAUCGAUUACUUUCUUUUUCUCUCUCGUGUUGAAUUAACACCGCAAUCACUUACCUUGAUAACACUUGUUUCUGAUACAGCAAAGAACAAAUGGCAACAAAAUUGUUGUAUGCGAUAAAUGCGGAUGCGGGUUUUGAUUUGAGCUGAUAGAUGCCAGGCCCAUGCGCCAAAUCCUCCAUGUCAUGCUCCCAUCUUAAUCUGAGAGGAGCGUCCUCGAUAGAUUUCAUCACUCCAGGAGAUGGGUUUCAUCAAAAUUUAUUAUCGUUCAGAAUGAGUAGAGGGAUCAGCUGAUUAGCAGGCGACAACGGAUGAUUGUUGAAGCAUCCACAGAGUGGAGGCUGAAUACAAAAAGCAUGUAAAUAUAAGUGCCGGCCUUUUGAUUGGAUGUACAUGUACAUAUAUGAUAUAUCUAUAUAUAUACACAUGUAGGGUCAUCUACAAAAUAUAGACUUGAACUGCAACUUCUUACAUAAAAUUACCUCCCAGCAGGUUUAGAUUGUCAUUGUGUUUUAAUUUUCUUCCUCAAAACAAUCUUUUGCAUCUUAUAUGAAUAUAGAUCUGUACAUUAUGAA
Messenger RNA from Vitis vinifera (wine grape), 4576 nucleotides. RefSeq names its product E3 ubiquitin-protein ligase UPL6. Lineage: Eukaryota; Viridiplantae; Streptophyta; Magnoliopsida; Vitales; Vitaceae. The coding region runs from base 353 to 3499 and encodes 1048 amino acids. The transcript has 26 exons. The record is from RefSeq and is a predicted model, not a curated record. Gene Ontology annotation, molecular function: ubiquitin protein ligase activity. Gene Ontology annotation, biological process: protein polyubiquitination; ubiquitin-dependent protein catabolic process.